This is a messenger RNA of Equus quagga, 1780 nucleotides long. Its product is annotated as T-cell surface glycoprotein CD1b-like. The coding region runs from base 86 to 1087 and encodes 333 amino acids. Gene Ontology annotation, cellular component: external side of plasma membrane. Lineage: Eukaryota; Metazoa; Chordata; Mammalia; Perissodactyla; Equidae. The record is from RefSeq and is a predicted model, not a curated record. Gene Ontology annotation, biological process: antigen processing and presentation, endogenous lipid antigen via MHC class Ib; antigen processing and presentation, exogenous lipid antigen via MHC class Ib; positive regulation of T cell mediated cytotoxicity. Gene Ontology annotation, molecular function: endogenous lipid antigen binding; lipopeptide binding; exogenous lipid antigen binding. The transcript is spliced from 6 exons.
GACUAUAGAGUACUGAGAAAAUCAUUUGCUGAAAUCAGAGAUCAAACACCAGCUCUGAGAGUCAGAACGUCUAUCUCCUAGUGAAAUGCUGCUUCUGCCACUUCUAUUGUCAGCAGUUCUCUUUCCAGGUGGUGACAAUGAGCAUGCCUUCCAGGGGCCAGCUUCUUUCCGUGUCAUCCAGAUCUCAUCCUUCGCCAACAGCACCUGGGCACAAAUUCGAGGCUCAGGCUGGUUGGAUGAUUUGCAGAUCCAUGGCUGGGACAGUGACUCGGGCACUGCCAUCUUCCUGAAGCCCUGGUCCAAGGGAAACUUCAGUGAUGAGGAGGUGACUGAGCUGGAGGAGCUAUUUCGAGUCUAUCUCAUCGGAUUUGUUCGGGAAGUGCAGGACCGCGCCAGUGAAUUCCAGAUGGAAUACCCCUUUGAAUUCCAGGGCAUGGCAGGGUGUGAGCUGAAUUCUGGGGAGGCCACAGUAAGCUUCUUGAAGACAGCUUUAGGAGGAUUGGAUUUCCUGAGCAUCAAGAAUGACACAUGUGUGCCUGCCUCAGAGGGAGGCAGUAGGGCGCAGAGGUUCUGUGCACUCAUCUCUCAGUACCAAGGGAUCCUUGAUAUCAUAAAGAAGCUCCUUUUAGAAACCUGCCCUCGAUAUCUCUUGGGUGUCCUCGAUGCAGGGAAAGCAGAACUGCAGAGGCAUGUGAAGCCUGAGGCCUGGCUGUCUAGUGGCCCUGCUCCUGGGCCUGGCCGUCUGCUGCUGGUGUGCCACGUCUCAGGAUUCUACCCAAAGCCUGUGUGGGUGAUGUGGAUGCGAGGUGAGAAGGAACAGCCAGGCACUCAGCAAGGUGACAUCCAGCCCAAUGAUGAUGGGACAUGGUAUCUCAGAGUAACCCUGGAUGUGGCAACAGAGGAGGCUGCUGGCCUGACCUGCAGAGUGAGGCACAGCAGUUUGGGAGGCCAAGACAUCAUCCUCUACUGGGGACUUUCCAUCUCUAUUGGCUUGAUAGUUUUGGCAAUAAUAGUGCCCUCCUCGAUCCUUUUGAUAUGUCUUGCAUUAUGGUUUUGGAGGCGCCGGUCAUAUCAGAAUAUCUCAUGAUCUCUCAUGAUGUCUCCUUUUCCAUUUGGAAUAAGGACCCAGAAGCCCAGAAGUUCAAGUUGUCAGGCCGGGAAUCAAUCUCAUCAUAUUUCAUAAAAUAAUCAUCAUAUUUGAUCGAAUCAGAGUUCCCAUAGGUUGUAUGAUAAGUUAUAAUUUAUAUACUAGCAGAAAAAUAAUUAAAAACUCCAAUUUUAUUAUUAGACAGUAUCAAUAGUAGGAUCCGCCUAGAUUUUAUACAUGUGAGAUGCGAGAAAGAAUGUGUCUGGGAAUAAAUUAAAUAUGGUAUACAACUUAAUGGUGACGUUCCUUUGGCUUCCUAGUUUAAAGCUCUUUUUCUUGCUUCUGUUGAAAUAUCAUUUGUCAAAGUAAGCUAACAACAAUUAUGCUGGGAUAAUUGUAUUUGCAGAGAUGCUGAGUAUUUUUAACAUAAUUUCUCUGUCUCUGCCUGAAUGACAAUUAACCCUCAAGGCCCAGCUGUGAUGCUUCUUCCUCCCGGAAGGCUUCCCUAAUGCUGCAAUGGGAGUAACCUUCCCUUGUCUGGUGUCACACAGAGAUCCACUUUACUUGGUACCCACAGCAUUAUACUUGUUUUUGUUUUUCUUCUGCUUCUGCUUUAAGUUCCUUGAGAGAAGGGCUUGCUCUAUGUGGAUCCCUGGCAAAAUCUCUUAGUUGCAUAUGUAUUUGCUGAAUAAA